AUGGUCAAGUCAUUUUCCCGAUCAAAGCGCACGCCCGUGCGGCUGCGGCACAAAAUCGAAAAAGCCAGUGCGGCGAAACAGAGAAAAUUACGGAAAGAAGCAAAAAAGAAUCCCCAAUGGAAGUCACGGCUAAAGAAAGAUCCCGGCAUCCCAAACCUGUUUCCGUACAAAGAGAAGAUCCUUGAGGAGCUUGAAGAGAAGAAACGGCAAAAAGCGGAGCAGGGACAGAGGUUGAAAGACGCGGCCAAGGAGAAGAAGAGGGCCGGAAAAAAUGCGCCCACGAGAGAAGCCAUUGAGGACGAGGAUGAUCUAAUGGAAGAAGAGGACGAGCUCCUUGACGAUGAUAUGGAUGAUGAGUACGACGAUAACGCCAAUGACAGUACAAACCCUCUAGCAGCUCUGGUGGCGUCAGCGCAAGCGAGAGCUGCUGAGUACGACGGCGGGGCACUAGCAGGCGACAUCGGAUCUCCUGCAGAGGAUGAAGCCGUCUCGGAGGGAAUUCAGAUUUCGGAGACCAUCGCCCCAGACCACCGAAACCCGGAUUCAUCACGGAGAGCAUUUGACAAAAUCUUCAAACAAGUCCUUGACGCUGCGGAUGUGAUACUCUACGUCCUGGACGCGAGAGAUCCCGAAGGCACGAGAUCCAGAGAAGUCGAACGACAGGUCAUGGCUUCAGAGGGCGGUUCGAAACGACUGAUCCUCGUGUUGAACAAGAUUGAUCUGAUUCCUCCGUCCGUCUUGAAAGGCUGGCUGACCCAUUUACGGCGAUAUUUUCCCACGAUACCACUCAGAGCAUCGACACCGGCAUCCAACGCUCAGACCUUCGACCACAAGCAACUCACGCUGAAAGCCACCUCGGAGACGCUGCUCCGUUCGCUAAAAUCAUACGCCGCUUCCAAACAACUCAAACGAUCCAUCUCCGUUGGAGUGAUAGGAUACCCGAACGUGGGCAAAUCGUCCGUCAUAAACGCCUUAACCUCCCGGCUGAAUAAGGGUGUCCAAAGCUUCGCGUGCCCAGUUGGCUCCGAGGCCGGUGUCACGACAAGCUUGAGAGAAGUAAAGAUUGACAGCAAACUGAAAAUCCUCGAUUCGCCAGGAAUCGUGUUUCCUUCGACGGUGGAUGGAGAAGGGAAAGAGGACAGACAGCGAAGAAAAGCAGAGCAUGAGGCGCGGCUAAUUCUUCUGAAUGCGCUGCCGCCGAGUCAGAUCUCGGAUCCUAUUCCGGCAGUGAAUCUUCUGCUUGAAAGACUUUCAACGUCCGAGGCUCUGUACGAGAAACUCCUGAAAUAUUAUGGCAUCGUCGCACUAGGGCCCUUUGCACGGGGAGACGAAACAACUGAUUUUCUGGUCCAAGUCGCAAGGAAACGAGGCAGGUUAGGCAAAGGCGGGGUGCCCAACUUGAACUCAGCGGCGAUGGCGGUGAUCACAGAUUGGAGAGAUGGUAGGAUACAGGGUUGGGUGGAACCGCCGGUGCUGAAAGUCGCCGACGAUGAGGAGAUGGUCGAGGGCCUGGGCGCGGACAGCGGUAGGGAGAUGCCCACCGGCGUCGAUCGAAAGCAGAUUGUCACAGAGUGGGCGGCGGAGUUCAAGUUAGAGGGGCUUUGGGGAAACGAUACGGAGGAUGGGAAGGGAGAUGAUGCUAUGCAGAUCGAAUCAUGA
Molecule: messenger RNA, 1659 nt
Organism: Cladophialophora bantiana CBS 173.52
Lineage: Eukaryota; Fungi; Ascomycota; Eurotiomycetes; Chaetothyriales; Herpotrichiellaceae
Exons: 3
Coding region: 1-1659 (552 amino acids)
Cellular component (GO): nucleolus
Molecular function (GO): GTP binding
Source: RefSeq, a predicted model, not a curated record